Molecule: messenger RNA, 1056 nt
Organism: Aspergillus ochraceoroseus IBT 24754
Lineage: Eukaryota; Fungi; Ascomycota; Eurotiomycetes; Eurotiales; Aspergillaceae
Exons: 2
Biological process (GO): retrograde vesicle-mediated transport, Golgi to endoplasmic reticulum
Cellular component (GO): endoplasmic reticulum; SNARE complex
Molecular function (GO): SNAP receptor activity
Source: RefSeq, a predicted model, not a curated record
GACCUCGCAGCUCUCAACCUCUCUCGUCUUCUCACUCGUCUCGAACACAACUUACUCUCACCAAAUGCUGAUCUCCAGCCUCUCCAGCGAUCGGAGUACCAACGGAUGAGAGUUGGCGCGAAUAUAGAAUACGCCCGCACCCACCUCCAAGCUCUUGAGCGCAGUCUUUCCCAGGUGAAACCUGUCGACCGCCGACAUGACCUUCAGUCCUCUCUCAUCCGCAACAAACAAACCCUGAAGCGUCUCCAGAACGUCCUCGAUGAGAUCCAAGCCGAGAUGGACGCUCGCUCCUCUGCGCGGAGCAGUGAAUAUGGUGAAGACACAGACUUUGACGACGAAGAUGAUAACGACACCAACGACGAGGGAUCUAUCGAUGAAGAGGACCUCCUAGGUACACCUAGCACAACAACAGAAGAGGGAAGUCGAGAGGAUGUAACCCUCGAAGAUGAUGUAACCACCUCCGGUCCAGGACCCAGAAUUACAGCAACACCAACAGCAACAGUAACAACGAUACACAAAGAGGAAAUGAACCAACAACCUACUACAACAACGAUCUCCUCCAACACCUCAGCUACAGCCACACCAAUCGCAACCCUCCGAAAUAGACAUCACACUUCUCUCGCGCCCCCACCACUACCACCAUCCUCUACAGCUGCCGCAACGGGCACAUGCCUCCACCCCUCGACUACCACCACCUCCUCUCCAGACUCGCACCCCCCAACAAAAGCCCAAGAAACCGAAGUCGCCCUCUCUUCCGACCGCCUGGAGCAAGAAACUCUCACUACCUCUCUCCUGUCACUCGCCACGCAACUGAAAACCUCCUCCCAGGCGUUCCAUGAUUCUCUGGAGGCCGAGAAAUCCGUUCUCACGCGCGCAGUGGACGGUCUUGAUCGGACAACGGGGAAUAUGAAAACCGCGGAGCAGCGAAUGGGGAUGUUGCGGCGGAUGACGGAGGGGAAAGGAUGGUGGGGAAGGAUGAUGCUGUAUGCUUGGAUCUUUGGGCUAUGGGUUGUUGCUGUGUUGAUUGUUUUUGUGGGCCCGAAGUUGAGAUUCUAG